AGAAGCACAAGAUAACAUGAGCACAAAAUUAUUGGGCUAAUUCUUCGAUGCAACGCCUAAUUCCUAAAACAAAAUUAGAAUAGAAUUGGAAAGGAAUUGCAGGGAUGAAACCUAAAAAAGAGAAGAAAAGCAGCUUCAACUCAGUUGAUGAAGACAUCCUACCUAUUAUCUUCUCAUAUCUCCAUCUCUUCGACCUCGUUCGUUGCUCUUGCGUCUGCAAAUCAUGGAAUGUAAUCAUUAGUAGAUCAAGAUUAUUGCAUUCGCUGUACCUUAAGCAAUGGGCUAAUGAGGCCUCCAACUCGUCGUUUGAUAUGGGUCGACCAUUGAAUGUAAUCAUUGAGGAUUUGGCAAUGCAGCAUCAUAGGUCUGUUCUUGUUCAAGGUUCCGUCUAUGUCGAUCAAUGGAAAGGUCAUACAUCCGGGGUUGGCCAAUGUCGAAUGAAGAUGGGUUUGAUUCUUACUGGUGUAGGUGACAAGGUUAUGCGUUUAUGGUCAUCAGAAAAUUACAAGUGCAUGGAAGAGUACUCUCUCUCUGGCCUGACUCCACUGGUUGAUUUUGAUUUUGAUGAGAGCAAGGUUGUUGGUUUGACUGGGACCCGUAUCUGUAUAUGGAGGCAACAUGGAAAACGUAGUAUAUUUCCUUCACAUGAAGGCACAUUCACAAAGGGCUUAUGUAUGAGGUACUCGGAUCCAGAGGCUGUUGUUGGAUGUGAAGACGGCACAGUAAGGAUAUUUGACAUGUAUAGUAAGACUUGUUCUCGAAUAAUUCGGAUGCACUCUUCUCAUGCAACUUGUUUGGCAUUGGGAGAGGACCAGCUGAUACUGAGUGGUUCAGCUUAUGGAGGUGUAGCUGUAUCUGGCCUAGUAUCUGACCAGCGAGUUGCUACAUUGAAGUGUGCCAAUCUUAGAGGAUCAGGCGUAAAGACUUUGUGCUAUAAUGCUUCUUCUCAAUUGGUAACUGCUGGAUCAAUGAAUGGUUGGGCUGCUUGUUGGGACCUUAGGACAAUGGAAUUGUUGUGGGGGGCACGGGUGAGCCCUAACGCUAUAUAUUCAAUGCAAUAUCUCCGAACUGACAAAUCGACGCUAGUCAUGGGUGGCGUGGAUGGUGUUGUGCGUAUUCUGGACCAGAAUACUGGUGAGAUCCUCACAAGAUGUGUGAUGGAACCCAGCAAGGCCGAAUCAACUUCAAUAAAUAGCUUGUAUGGUUUGGUCGAGAGAAAGAAGGUGAAGAGAAUAACUGACGACGAGACCAUCGGUGAUAUUCCUUUAACUGCUCGGCCGCCCAUAAAGUGCUUAGCUGUUGGGAUGGGAAAAGUCGUUUCGACUCAUAACACUAAGUACAUCAGAAUGUGGAAAUUCAACAAGUGUGAAAAUUAAUGGUCAUGUAAUCUUGUUGCUCAUAUUUUACCUUAAUUCGAUCUUCUUUCCGUUAUUAAGACAGGAAAUUAGGAAGAGCUUAGUAAAGAAACUCCAAUCCGAAUCAUUAUUUCAUAUGUAUGUACAUAAACUGAAGUUCAGCCUAUCAAGAUAGGUAAAAUCCUAUUUUAAUUAGGGCAUAUCAUACCCAUUUUGAUUCCAAGAAAUAUAUAUGUCCAAAUGAGAAAUAGCUGAAUCUUGUUGCAA
Beta vulgaris subsp. vulgaris (sugar beet) is the source of this 1622-nucleotide messenger RNA. RefSeq names its product F-box/WD-40 repeat-containing protein At3g52030. Gene Ontology annotation, molecular function: protein binding. The transcript is spliced from 9 exons. The record is from RefSeq and is a predicted model, not a curated record. Bases 105 to 1376 code for a protein of 423 amino acids. Lineage: Eukaryota; Viridiplantae; Streptophyta; Magnoliopsida; Caryophyllales; Amaranthaceae.